Messenger RNA from Hippocampus zosterae (dwarf seahorse), 7770 nucleotides. It is a transcript of the gene arhgap32b, whose product is annotated as Rho GTPase activating protein 32b. Lineage: Eukaryota; Metazoa; Chordata; Actinopteri; Syngnathiformes; Syngnathidae. Gene Ontology annotation, biological process: small GTPase-mediated signal transduction. The coding region runs from base 519 to 6419 and encodes 1966 amino acids. Gene Ontology annotation, cellular component: Golgi apparatus; actin cytoskeleton; fibrillar center. Gene Ontology annotation, molecular function: protein binding; GTPase activator activity; phosphatidylinositol binding. The record is from RefSeq and is a predicted model, not a curated record. The transcript is spliced from 25 exons.
CAGCUUGUAAUCACUUUCCUACUUCUGCUCGUGCUGGCUUGCACAUGGGGGGAGCAACCGGACACUUUAAAAAAAAAACUCUAAACAACCAACUGUGAAUCAAAAGAAAAGCUGUGAAACCAAAUGCUGCACAUCAACAUAUGUGAUUUCAAAGAAAUUAUUAUCCUCCAUGCACGGAAAUUUGACUGGAAACUGCCGGUGAGCCCCGGGGGAGUCUUUUUGUUAUGUGUUAUGUUGGCGCUGUUUCCUUCACUUCGGUUGGUCCUUCACCCCCCCCCCCCCCCCCCCCCCAAGGACGUUAUAACAUCUCUUAAACGGACUAAAGCUGGGAUGUGGACAGAAUCGGUUCGAAGGGAAGGACCAGACGCAGACGGGGAUAGCUAAACUCGUCUCGCCAUCCGUCGGGUGAUCGUCAAACGCCACAGGAUCGACCUGAACUGAGGCUGCACAUCUCUCUCUCUCUCUCUCUCUCUCUCUCGACUUCUCUGGCAGGCUCCACAUUGCGGUGAGUCAGUAUCAUGGAGGCAGGCACCGGGGCUGCCGCAGCGGUGGGGAGUGCAGCACUUGGUCUGCUGGGAGCCACGUCCAGCCUUGACAUCUUGGACAGGAGCCUUCGCCUUGGACGGCCUCUGGAGGACGACGACAUUGUGCCUGAACUGACUCACAUUCAUCCCAGAGAGAGACCUGACUGGGAAGAGACCAUUAGUGCCAUGGCAAGAAGUGCUGAGAUCCCCGAAUUGCGGAGCGAGACCCUCAUGCGCUCAUGCAGCAGCAGCACAGCAAGCAUGAAGGUCAAGAAUGUUAAGAAGCUUUGUUUUACCAAGGGCCACUUCCCCAAACUGGCAGAAUGUGCUCAUUUCCAUUAUGAAAACGUGGACUUUGGCACAAUCCAGUUGUCUCUCGGCGAUGAACAGAGUGAAGUGACGCGAAACAGCCAUGAGUCCAAAGAGCUCGUCUACUUGGUUCAUAUUUACUGUCAGGGUCGAAGCUGGAUUGUGAAACGGAGCUAUGAGGAUUUCCGUGUCUUGGACAAGCACCUGCACCUUUGCAUAUAUGACCGCCGUUUCUCUCAGCUGCCUGAGCUGCCAAGACUUGACAGUUUGACUGAUCAGCCAGAGUCUGUUUCCCAAAUGUUGUUGGGUUACCUCUCCCGGCUAUCGGCUAUUGCUGACAACAAGAUAAACUGUGGGCCUGCCCUCACGUGGAUGGAGGUUGACAAUAAAGGAAAUCAUCUUUUGGUUCACGAAGAGUCAUCCAUCAACGUGCCCGCAAUUGCAGCUGCCCAUGUCAUCAAACGCUACAUUGCACAGGCUUCAGACGAGCUUUCCUUUGAGGUUGGUGACAUUGUGUCAGUGAUUGACAUGCCUCCGAAAGAAGACACCACAUGGUGGAGGGGGAAGCAUGGCUUUCAGGUUGGCUACUUUCCCAGUGAGUGUGUGGAGCUCAUAAAUGAUAAAGUGCCACAGUCCAUGACCAACUCUGUGCCGAAGCCAGCGUCCCCGUGCUCUGGCCUGCCGCCCGCUUCAUGGAGUCUCUUCCCUCCCUAUUUGGAGAUGGAGAGUGUAAUACAGGACAAUGCAUGGGUGGCCGACCCGCUUAACCACUACAGCCUAAGUUCAGUGUCGAAGAAGCAUGGCAAGCUGAUCACCUUCUUGCGCUCCUUCAUGAAGUCCAGGCCCACCAAGCAGAAGCUGAAGCAGCGGGGCAUCCUCCGGGAGAGGGUCUUUGGCUGCGACCUGGGGGAGCACCUCCUGAACUCUGGACAUGAUGUUCCUCAGGUCCUCAAGAGCUGCACCGAAUUCAUCGAGAAGCACGGUGUGGUGGAUGGCAUCUACCGCCUCUCUGGCAUAGCUUCGAAUAUCCAGAAAUUGCGGCAUGAGUUUGACUCGGAGCAAAUCCCCGACCUGACCAAAGAUGUUUACGUACAGGACAUCCAUUGCGUUGGCUCGCUGUGCAAGCUCUAUUUCAGAGAGCUGCCCAACCCCCUGCUCACCUAUCAGCUCUAUGAAAAAUUCUCUGAGGCUGUAUCAGCCGCAACAGAUGAAGAGCGACUUAUUAAAAUCCAUGACGUCAUCCAGCAACUUCCUCCUCCACAUUACAGAACUCUGGAGUUUCUCAUGAGACACCUUUCCCGCCUGGCAGCAUUCAGCUACAUCACCAACAUGCACAGUAAGAACCUGGCCAUUGUCUGGGCCCCCAACCUGCUGAGAUCAAAACAGAUUGAAUCGGCAUGCUUCAGUGGCACGGCAGCCUUCAUGGAAGUUCGAAUCCAGUCUGUUGUGGUUGAGUUCAUUCUCAACCACGUGGAUGUUCUCUUCAGCGCCAAACUUAGCUCACUAAUUCGCGAGGGAGCAGGUCAUAACACACUGUCGCGGCCCAAAUCCCUGUUGGUUUCCUCAUCCUCUACGAAACUUCUAAGUUUGGAGGAGGCUCAGGCCAGAACUCAGGCUCAGAUCAACUCUCCUGUCACUGAAGAUAGCAAGUACAUUGAGGUUGGCGAAGGUCCUGCUGCCCUGCAGGGCAAGUUCCACACCGUCAUCGAGUUUCCCACAGAGAGGAAGAGGCCUCCUGUUAAAUCGAAAAAGUCUCCUGUGGGUAACUGGCGUUCUUUCUUCAACCUGGGCAAGUCUUCCUCUAUGUCCAAGCGCAAGCUGCAACGGAACCCGAGUGAGCCCAAUGAACUCAAGGCAAUGGCGCUUGCGGGAGGUCGAGGAGAUACGGCAACAUUAAGAUCUGCUAAAAGCGAAGAGUCACUGAGUUCGCUGCAUAAUGUUGAAGGAGAGUCCAAGGUGUAUCGUCCACGGCGGCCGCGAUCGAGCAGCGACGCCCUUUCGGCCUCCUUUAACGGAGAGUUGUUGGACGGUCGACAGCACUGCAAUUCGUACGACAACCUUGGCGCCACAGAGGACAGCGACGGGGAUGACGGGCCCAUCUGUGUACCUGCUCUAAUCUCUCCCCCCCGCUCAGCCGGGGAAGACGUGGACCUCAGCCCGCCAGACAUCGGCAUGGCCUCCUUGGACUUUGACCCGAUGUCUUUCCAGUGCAGUCUCCCUGAUGCGGCCUACGCAUUUCCUCUGGUUGAUUCGCAUGCUGGAGCAGAAGGCUCCACUUUAAAAAAGAGCAGCCUCUGGGGAAAGAGCAAUGGAUCUGACCUCAUAUCUUCCUCCAUCCUUGACAACUUGACCUCAUCCUUGUUGUCCUCUGACUUUAACCGGGCUGCAGGAGAGAAAGUGGAAAGCCAGAAACUCACCACUUCUUAUUCUUACGCUGACAAGCCCACGCAAGCUGUGUCACCUAUUAGAAGUGUCGAGACUGCUCCGUCUACCAUUUCAGCGCAAUUUUCCUUCGAGAUGCCUGACAAGACUACCGGUGAAGAAGCGGGACCUCCGGAAGCUAUAUCUCUUCCCACUGCACCAAAAGACUCUCCUCUUUCUAUGAAAGCUGAGCCGUCUCCAAGUGAAGCUUUGCAAAUGGAGCUCCACUCCAAGUUGGCAACGCUCGACACUGCUGCUUGUGAAGAGCUAAAGCGAGAGGACAGCUUUCAACAAGUGUCACACGGGAGCCCCGAGCAACAAGGUGGAAGCGUUCCAGAUUCAAAAGACUUCGCCGCACAUUCCCUCAGCACUCCACCUACCACUGGCGCUCUUCUUCCCCCUCCUCCUCCUCCGAAAGAUGCCGCUCGCAUGUUGGCCCUGGUUCUUGCUGGGUCAGCACAGCAAGUCUCCAUACAGUCCCAGCCUUGGUCUGGCGAGCCCCUGACACCUGUGCCCCCUCUGCAGCCACACUUUUCUUACGGCAAGGCAUCAUCAGGCCCACAUUUACAGACUUCCUUUGAAGAGGGAGCCGAACGAGGAAGUUCAGUGUCACAAAAGAGCAGCGUGUCUGCCACCUCCAUCCAAUGUAUUCCCUCUUCUUCUAACCUGUCGAAAGAACAGCAGGCGCUUGAGUUAACCAGCAUGACAACCAGGCCGCCGGACAGUGCCCAAGCCACAACUACUCUGUCUGGGAAACCACCUGAAAUAGACUCGAUUCCUUCCGAUAAGCUUCACAAAAAGGUCAUCCCUCUCCCUAAAAGUACAGCCAACCUGAAUUCUCCAGCCACGAGUCCAGAAAGUCAGUCCGUUGUUGUACAUGACUCAGUCUGUACCAGUGUCACCAGUACCAAAGCAGUGCCCACCAGUGCACAGGCUAUUGAGGGCAGUGCACCCCUUCCCAGUGGCAGCAACAAAGACCCCAGGGGCUCCCGACAACGUCUUGCUGAAAUGAAGCCAAAGGAAGACACAAAGCCCAAAAGUGUUCCAACAUCACCCCCAUCAUCAUCAGAGCAGCCGCCUACAGCAGCUCCAAAGGCCAAAAAUCCGGUGUCGUCACCUGCCCAACAUCAAACACAAACUGAGCGGCAGUGCCAAGUUCAGGUGCCUCAUCAGGUACAAACUCAGCCGCUAUCAAAGACCAAUUCAGUAGUGGCACAGAUCUCUUCUGAGCAUGUCGACAGACCAUGGGAGCUCAUAAAUCUAAAGCAGUCCUGCCCAGAGUUUGCUAAAAAUGACCCCGGUGGAUUCACACCCCCAGCCCCUCCAAUUCGCACAGUGGAGAGCAAACUGGCAACCGCCGCACUCAGUCUGAGUGAAGCUUCUUACCAUACCUUGGGCGAGACUUCUGCUGCUAGCCAUCGGGGGGAUGCUCUUCCUCAACAUCCAGUUUCACCUCGCAAAUCUUCCACACAUCUCUACCAUGCUAAAGGUGAAGCAGUUAUCAUUGAGCCUUCGGGAGUUGCAUACUACCACCAGAGGCCCGUUUCAAUGGGUUCCCAGCCCAUGCCGCAUCACUACAGACCUAACAGCGUUCCCUCACACCUCUCGUAUGUGUCCAAAUCCGAACCUCAAAUACCUUACAGUGCCAGAGUCGACGGUAGGUACAGCACUUUAGGCCCAAGGUCCUACCACCAAUCUAUCAAGGCCAGAGGAAACACCCGGAGUGUUUAUGGGACUCCGGGACAUCAGGGUUAUGGCCAUGACAGAAACCACGGCUACCCCACCAUUCGCAGAGUGCACUCGCUCCAUGUUCCCGCCACUAUCCGCACAGUACCCAUCCAAAGGACUGAAGUUCCACCGGAUGACAUGUUCUAUUACCAUCGACCUGUGUAUCAGUGCAAACCCUACCAGCAGCCCCCGCAGCAGUCCUCGCAAGCCGACUAUCACGUCACUCAACUGCAGCCUUAUUUUGAGAAUGGGCGAGUGCAGUACCGCUACAGUCCUUACUCCGAUUCUAUCCCACUGGAGGGCCCUUAUUAUGAUAUUGACCCAUAUGGCACCAUCCGGGUACGCCAUGUCCACUCAGCCUGUCGAGAUUCAGGGGCAGUUGUUUGCAGACCCAGUGGAAAGGUGACGGGGUACCACUACCUCGCUCGCAAUGUCCUCCCGCCUGGUAAGGAGCACAGCUUUGUGAGCAGGGACAUGCCACCAAGUCACAGUGCCAAGGAAGUUCCUUCUUACUUCUCUUGGGAGCCCGAGGAGUCCGAAUGUUUGCGCAUGCAGUCUAUCCGCAGAGAGAGUAGAGCCAGACAAAAGAUUAAAGGUCCUGUGCUCUCACAAUAUGACAAUGUAGGCUCAUUCACGUCAGUUGACAUAGCUGGCUAUGACACCCUGCACUCGCGCAGUAAGUCUGAUCCAGGUAAAGCUUUGCCGAGUACAACUGAGAACAAAGAUAGUCGCCAUCUCCCCAGACAUAUGAUCUCGGACGCCAACGUCCUCAUAUGUUUGGAGAGUGACAAGCACCCCCAAGGUGCUCCAACAGGAGACAAGUCGGACGGGCCGACGAAGCAAAGCGGCUCUAAGAAAUGCCAAUCGUCUCAUUCCGUUUCUGCAACACUGAGCGAUCUCUCCCAUCAGCAGGAGAGCAGCCCGCACGAAUCCAAGCAAGCUAGCUCAGGAGAAAAGCUUGGCGAAAGCAGCAGCAGCCUGUCCACACACCGGCAGCCAGAGCACACAAACAAGAGGAGCUUCCAGACGUGGUAUGAGUGCCACGAUGCUGAUCCCCACCACAGUCAAAGUAAAAUGACAAACACCUGUCACGGUCCAGAAGAUCAGCCAUCCGCUCCCAAUGAAGAGCUCGCCCACCGCAAACCUGAACGAUCGCACAGCAUGCGUGAGCAGCCUCUCUACGGCCACGGCAAAGCCGAACUGGACGGAGACUACCCGUAUCUCAAACACGGCGGCAAACCGGUGCAAUCCCACUACGACAACUUGGACGAUUACCACCCAGUACCUCAGCCACAGGGCCCCAUUCAAAAACGCAGCGGCUGUAACUCCUACCUGGCGCACAACAACAGAGCAUAUUCUACCGCGUUAGGCCAGGGAGCCUUCCUCCAGACCGACUUGGGUAUCCAGAGGCCAGAAACAGAGAUAUGUACGGAAUGAAACCUCUGCUGUUGAGGAAUUGUGAAAUCUUCUUUCGAAGAAAGACUGAGCUAUGGUCGAUCAGCCUCUGCAGGACAGUUGGACUGUUGUACCACCCUUUUUUUUUUUUUUGCUGUUCUGGAUUUUUUAACAAAUUGUGAAGGAAACAGUAAGACUUUUAACAGAAAGUCCUGAAUGUACAGGAGGUUUUGUCCAAGAGUCCAUGUUUGCUGUAUUUGAGUGAAAACAGUCAUAAAUGUAUGAUAUGAAAGAUGCAAGGUACUGAAAACAGGAACCACAAAUGUCUAAUAUUAUACUACAUACAUACUGUGUGUGUAUAUACACACACACACACAUGUAUAAAUAAACCCAUAGUAAAGGGGUAUGACUUAUUUUUUUAGACGUGGCCGCUGGGUUUGAGCAUAAAUGGGAAUAAGGUUUGCAUUUUAGAAAUGCAUGCACUCUCUUACAGAACAGUUCUGUGUACUUCACUGUUCAUUUCAUUCGUUUUAAAUAUGACAGCACAAGGUACGGGGAGGAGGAUGGAUGUUCAGCACCAUCACACCUUCCCUCCACCAGUAUGCACACAGGUAGGCAGUACACUGUGUCCAUGUUUGUCUUUUGACGGCGAUCCGUUGUGGGUUAACGUCAGUUCAAAUAGUGGGUGUCAUUGUCUUUUUAUGUUCUUUGUGACGGUGCCAUUUUAUGUACAUUUACUCAAAACACAUUUUGGUUACUUCUAAUGGAAUGUUUUGGUACUUUUGUUAGAAGGUGGACCAAGCAUUGCGGUGCAGUUCUCGCAGACACCAAAAUAAAAAGGAAAGGAGAUGAUAAAUUUAAGGUUCAGCUCUAAAGAGGUUUUUCGAAUUACAUUUCAUUUCCCCAUUACAUCUAUCUAGCUGUGACACCUGGUCUAUCAUUAAUAAAGCUGAGAAUGUUUUCCUCUAAAAUGACAAACAUGUUGAUCCUACUUUGUUGGAAAAUGACAAUUUUUCUUUGAGUGAAAAAUGUAUUUUACUGCUACCGUAAUGUAAUUUACUGUGCCCAGAUUACGCAAAUGAUUUAUGUACGGUAGUUCUUGAAAUGUAUAUUUCAGCAGAAAUACUGAUGUAUGGUACACUCAUUUGGUACUGCCCAGUGGAGUUUCAAUUACAGUAUAUUAAAAACCAACGGGUUGUAUUCUGUAACUGUUUUACCCAGUAUAUCGCUUGCAAAUGUUGCUCCUCCUGCCUUACAUGAAGCCUCUUUCUUUUCACGUGAGACAAAAGUAAGGCACUGUGUACUUUAAUGUGAAACUAUUGUCUGAAACUAAUGGGACCUUAAAGUUUUAGAUAUAAAACAAAUAAAACUGUUCAGGAAUAGCACUUAAGAA